Cyphellophora europaea CBS 101466 is the source of this 2127-nucleotide messenger RNA. RefSeq lists its product as uncharacterized. The record is from RefSeq and is a predicted model, not a curated record. The transcript has a single exon. Bases 1 to 2127 code for a protein of 708 amino acids. Lineage: Eukaryota; Fungi; Ascomycota; Eurotiomycetes; Chaetothyriales; Cyphellophoraceae.
AUGGCGUAUCAGGACCAUUUCCCUCCCCCCGACCCGAAGCCUGACCCGCGAUAUCUACAACCUCACACCCAAACCUCGUUUUCCUCCGUCGGUAGCAUGCCUGAUCUCGAUCAAGUGCGCUCUCGCGACAAUCCACUUGCGCAAGAUGGUUACACCUCGGAUUCUAGCAGAUACUCGAGGGCUCGACUGCCUAUAAAUGAGGCUGUCAACUCCGCUUUCACGAACUCGGCUGCCACUGCGAGCGCCAUAUCGCCGGAGAUCCUCCAGCAGUUGACCUCACAAAUCACCGCCAACGUUAUCCAGCAACUGAAGGUCUCGAAUCUAUCAGUCCCCAACGCUUCACCCAACCUCAACCCUGAGACCAAAUCUUCGACAGGUGGCUCACCCCCACUUGAUCGAGCAGCCGUCUAUACACCUCCUUCUCCGUUCAUUUCUACCGAAACACAAAGGUCUCCGGGACAUAGCGGCCUUGGUGUUGAUAUGCCCAACGGUGCCAGUCCGCCGCUUGCUGAGAGGCGGCUCUCUCCUCCCCUCAGCCAACAUAGCCAGGCCGAUGAGGAGCGAAAUUUCCGCCCUAAGGGUCCGCAACGAAUCUCAACUGGUGGCGAUAUGACCGUGGUGGAGAAGAUAUGGGGGAAGCUGGUUGACGACCUGGGGGCGCCCACCCCACGACUAGGCCAAUUCCUCAGAGGCAUCGCUAUGCAUCUGAUUCAGGACUAUGAACCCAAAGACAGUCUUGUUGUCACUCCUGCCAAAAUGCAGCGAUAUUACGAAGAGACAAAGUUGGGCUCGGAAUCGUACCCCUGGAAAGACAUCUUCGAUGACCGUACGUCCUCGAUAUCCCGCAUGCUGCGAGAACUCGACGUGCAGCACCAUCUUAUCCAAGAGCGACCGAAUGAGCGCCCAGAUAUACCCUGUCUAACACCGCAAGGAUUCGAGACCUGGUGCACACUGCUUAUCAAAGCGCAUCCCGAGCAAGAACAUCAAAGGCUGGCCAAAACUGCUUUGGAAUUUCCAAUCAGCAAUCCGGACAACAAAAGCGAGCGUUUUCCAAAGGAGCUCUCCCGGCGCCUGUUUCCAAAACAGAGCGAUAGCGCUGUCGAAGCGAAGCUCCGCAAAUCCAUCUCAGUGCAUUGCAAUGUCAAUCUCUCGAGCAGACAUAACAGCGUUGUUCAACCCGAGCAGAAUGUCGACAAUGAGCCACGCGCUUCCAAUGCAGGUCUCAACUCUAACAAUGGUGUUCCGCCUACCCCGCGCGACUUACACGCGUCGGCUGAAAAUAAUCCUCGGGGCCGCCCUCAUUCAUUCUCGAGCUCAUCUGCCACAGGAGGUGCAGUUGUAUCGGACGGUGAUGACACCCCCACCCCACAACCGAUUGAACGUGAGAGGAAGCCUUAUGCUGCUCAGCCCGGUGGUGGUAAAGAAUACAGUAAUACGCAACCACCAGCAUCAGCAUCCGAGCUGAAACCACCAACGGCCGAUGCUGCUAAACUCAAGCGAUCGGCCUCGAACCGCGAAUCUCGGCCACGGCCUGAUGACAACAUCAAACCUCGACCUCCGCCCAUCUCGGUUCAACAGCAAUCUGCCAACACAGCCACUAACUCGGCGCCUAUUGAGAUCCCAGAAUCGCGACAUCGGCAUCGAAACAGUGUCUAUUAUAAAGACCCGCCAUCGACCAAUGGAGGUCCUCGCCGUGCCCGCUCACCGUCAGCGAGCAAGGAUAGUAAGUUCUCUGCGCGUUACUCGGAACCGCAAGAGUCCUUCAAUACGUUCCCGCCUGUUGGUAGCGCACCCGCUGAUUUCGAGCGUGAACGAGACAAGCGUUAUCGCGAUUACGAGGUGCAGCGCGAGCGGUUGGCUGGUGACCGGUAUGACGCUGCACGAAUGUCUGCCUAUGAUCCACGAGACAGAGACAGGGAGCGCGGCGACGUGAGGCCUCGAGGUCAAAGCAUAGCCAGUUAUGGUCAUGCCGAAGAUGAUUACUAUCGCAGUUCUGGUGGAUAUCCACCGCCUGAGCGAGCGAGAGACAACGGUCCUGUGGGCGGAACAUAUGGUGUAAGCGCUGGCUCGUAUACUGCUCCUCCCGGGCCGCACUAUCCUCCGUCAAGUUACCGGGAGGGUCGCUAG